UUCGUUGUUGUUGUUGUUGUUUGAGUGCAAAUAAAAUAUUCGUUGCAUUUCACAAAGCAAAAUUGUGACGAGCACAAGACCCAAAAAAAAUGAAACUGAAAAUUUUAAUUUUUUCCUUAUUUUUCUUUAUAAUUUCAUCAUCAUCACCAUCAUUAUCUGUACAACAACAGGAUCAAUUCAAAUUCAAACGUGUUUGUUAUCUACGACCAGAAGCGAAUUUUCCAAUCGAUCGAAUUAUUGAACAAAAUCUUUGUACCCACAUUAUUAUUGCAUUCGUUUCAAUCGGUGAACAAUCAGAAUUAUCAUAUGACCAGAAUGUCGCAGAUUUCAUACGAAUUUGUCGUCAAUCAAUCGAUUCGAAUGUCAUGAAUUCGAAUGUUAAAUUAAUGUUUUCAAUCGGUGGUGGUGGAGCUGGUGGUUGGAAGAUGGCGUCCUCUACCGACACACGUCGUAAACAUUUUGUAAAUUCAAUUCUACAAUUCAUACGUGAAUAUCAAUUGGAUGGUGUCGAUAUUGAUUGGGAAUUUCCAGCGUGGCCAAAAAAAUUAUUCCAAUAUUUUGAACGUAAUGAUUUUAUUGAUUUAUUACAUGAAAUUCGUAAUGGUUUCAAUCAAAUGGAACAUGAAACUGGAAAACAUUUAAUAUUAAGUGCAGCGGUGGCAGCACAAUUUGUCAUUAUACAACAUUCAUAUAGAGCAAAAGAGAUGGCUAAAUUUGUUGAUUUUAUCAAUCUAAUGACUUAUGAUUAUUUUAUUUACAAAUGGUAUUUUCCUUAUGUUGGCCAUAAUAGUCCAUUACAUUCACCAUUGUUGAUACCAUUCGAUAAUGGACCGGCUAAAACAUUCACAGUGAAAUGGUCAGCAGAAUAUUGGACAAAAAUUGGUAUGCCCAAACAUAAGAUUAUGGUCGGUAUACCAACAUAUGGAAAACGUUAUAUUUUGUUCCAUGAAGCAGCCAAUUUUCCUGGCGCUAUAGCCAUAAAAGGUGAAGAUGAUAUGUCAUAUAGUGAAGUAUGUGCAUUUCUUAAACGUAAUAAUACCAUUAUGAAAUAUGAUGGUGUAGCCAAUGUACCAUAUGCAUAUAAUCAACGUGAAUGGAUUAGUUUUGAAAAUAUUGAAAGUGCAUCGAAAAAAGCCGAAUGGAUUUGUAUGAACAAUUUUGGUGGUAUUAUGAUUUUUUCAUUAAAUGCUGAUGAUUAUCGACAACAAUGUUCAUCUUCGUCAUCAUCAAUCCAGUUAUUUCCAAUACAUAUGGCCAUACGUGAUACUGUUAUUAAUAAUUAUGGUGGUGAUUAAUAAUAAUAAUUUUUUUUUCAUCACUGCUUAUCGACUGUCUGCCUGCCAGUAUCAUCAUCAUCAUCAUCAUCCACUACUAUCAAAUCCAAAUCCAAAUGAUCAAAAAUGAUUCAAUCUCAAGGCCAUAAUAAUCUCUACAUAAUCAUCGUCAUCGUCGUGUCGUGAUGUGAAAUAUAAAAUAAAAAAAAAUAAUUAGAGCAUUAUCG
Messenger RNA from Dermatophagoides farinae (American house dust mite), 1501 nucleotides. The record is from RefSeq and is a predicted model, not a curated record. Lineage: Eukaryota; Metazoa; Arthropoda; Arachnida; Sarcoptiformes; Pyroglyphidae.